Anolis sagrei ordinatus is the source of this 3897-nucleotide messenger RNA. It is a transcript of the gene KCNC1, whose product is annotated as potassium voltage-gated channel subfamily C member 1. Gene Ontology annotation, biological process: potassium ion transmembrane transport; protein homooligomerization. Lineage: Eukaryota; Metazoa; Chordata; Lepidosauria; Squamata; Anolidae. The record is from RefSeq and is a predicted model, not a curated record. Gene Ontology annotation, cellular component: voltage-gated potassium channel complex; postsynaptic membrane; neuronal cell body membrane. Gene Ontology annotation, molecular function: protein binding; delayed rectifier potassium channel activity.
GAAGGAAGGAAGGAAGGAAGGAAGGAAGGAAGGAAGGAAGGAAGGAAGGAAGGAAGGAAGGAAGGAAGGAAGGAAGGCUCCGCGCCGGACAGGUUUCCUGGGUCUUUUGUUUGCAGCAGAGAGAAGAAAGCACGAGGCGGGAUCAUUCCCCGCUUUGCUGGCGUUCCUGGCUUUGUCCUCACUCACCACCGCUCCUUCCUUCGUGAGGUGACUUGGAUGUCCUGUACUUGUUGAUUUUUCCUCUCCAACUGCGAAAAAUCGACCUAAACCUUUAGGAUUUCUACGUGUUGAGCACUACCAGGCAGUCGCCUCUGCCUCUAGGACGAAAGUACAGCAGGGAUUUCUCCCCCCAACAGUAUCUUCAUGAGAUAGGGUCUCCUUGCUGCAGCUGGGCCCUUCUUCCCACCAUAUUUCCCUAUGUGUGUUGUGUGGCCUGGUGUUUGCAAACCCAACUCCUCCUAAGAUCUUUUUGCAGGAGCCUGCUGUCAGUUCUUUCCUUGGUAGGUCUGUGUUCCACUAGAUGUAUUUGAUGGCCAUGUUUCACCAAGGAAGCCAGCACCCUUUCUCCUUGCUCAGACUGAACUAACUAACCUUCCCUUCCUUUGCAGACAGGACCUGUAUUAUCAGUCAAUCCCUCCCUCCACCUUUGGUGGGUUUUUUAAGUAUACCCCUAUCAGAUUGGGUGACCUUGUGGUUGCUUCCACUUUUAUGAUUCUAUGACUUGUAUCAGGCGUAAUGGCAUGAUAAUUUUCCAACGAGGACUCACUAUCUGCCACCAAUAACUUUACAGAUCCUUUGGCUUUUUUCUCCUCAAGAAGCUGGUUCUUGCCUUGGAUGGUGGGAGCUUCUUGCCCCUUCUAGAUACCAAUCAAGGCAGUUAUUGAUUUCAGACACCUCCUUAUGUGCUUGCUGGGUGCUGUGCUUGUUUGGAUGAGUCCACGACAUGCCUAAUAAGAGACGAGAUGGGCCAGGGCGAUGAAAGCGAUCGCAUUGUGAUCAACGUGGGAGGGACUAGGCACCAGACUUACCGCAGCACCUUACGCACCUUGCCCGGCACCCGACUGGCCUGGAUCGCAGAGCCAGAUGCCCACAGUCACUUUGACUAUGACCCUCGUACCGAUGAGUUCUUCUUUGACCGGCACCCUGGCGUCUUUGCCCAUAUUCUGAACUACUAUCGCACAGGUAAGCUGCAUUGCCCAGCUGAUGUCUGUGGACCUCUGUAUGAGGAGGAGCUGGCCUUCUGGGGCAUCGAUGAAACCGAUGUGGAGCCCUGUUGUUGGAUGACCUACCGGCAGCACCGUGAUGCUGAAGAGGCCCUUGACAGUUUUGGUGGGGCCCCUCUGGAUUGCAGCGCAGAUGAUGGAGAUGUGGAUGGCACUGGAGACUCAGGGGAUGGCGAGGAGGAGCUGGAGAUGACAAAACGCCUGGCACUCAGUGACUCCCCAGAUGGAAGGCCUGGGGGCUUCUGCAAGAGAUGGCAGCCCCGUAUCUGGGCACUCUUUGAGGACCCCUAUUCCUCCAGAUAUGCAAGGUAUAUCGCAUUUGCAUCUCUCUUCUUCAUUCUGGUAUCCAUCACUACCUUCUGCCUUGAAACCCAUGAGAGAUUUAAUCCUAUUGUCAACAAGACAGAGACGGAAACUAUUGGGAAUGACACCCACAUGCGCAUCUACCAGGAAGCAGAGACUGAGGCCUUUCUGACCUACAUUGAAGGAGUUUGUGUGGUUUGGUUUACUUUUGAGUUCCUGAUGAGGAUCAUUUUCUGCCCAAACAAAGUGGAAUUUAUCAAAAAUACCUUGAACAUCAUUGACUUUGUGGCCAUUCUGCCUUUCUAUCUGGAGGUUGGACUAAGUGGCCUGUCUUCCAAAGCUGCUAAGGAUGUCUUGGGCUUCCUGCGGGUUGUUCGGUUUGUGAGAAUCCUGCGAAUUUUCAAGCUGACCCGCCACUUUGUAGGGCUGCGGGUCUUGGGUCAUACCCUACGUGCCAGCACAAACGAAUUUUUGCUGCUCAUCAUCUUCUUGGCAUUGGGUGUCCUGAUUUUUGCCACAAUGAUCUACUAUGCCGAGAGAAUAGGUGCUAAACCCAAUGAUCCUAGUGCCAGUGAACACACACACUUUAAAAAUAUCCCCAUUGGCUUCUGGUGGGCUGUUGUCACUAUGACGACCCUGGGCUACGGAGACAUGUUUCCUCAGACUUGGUCGGGCAUGCUGGUGGGGGCCCUCUGUGCUCUUGCUGGUGUGCUGACCAUUGCCAUGCCUGUACCUGUCAUUGUGAACAAUUUCGGAAUGUAUUACUCCUUAGCUAUGGCUAAGCAGAAGCUACCAAAGAAAAAAAAGAAGCAUAUCCCACGGCCGCCCCAGCUGGGAUCCCCCAAUUAUUGUAAAUCUGUCAUAAACUCUCCACAUCACAGUACUCAGAGCGACACAUGCCCACUCGCCCAAGAAGAAAUGUUAGAAAUUAACAGAGCAGAUUCGAAACUGAAUGGGGAAGUGGCCAAGGCGGCGCUGGCAAAUGAAGACUGUCCCCACAUAGACCAGACUAUGUCACCCGAGGAAGGCCUGCCCUUUACCCGUUCUGGCACUCGGGAGAAAUAUGGACCCUGCUUCCUCUUAUCAACCGGGGAAUACCCCUGCCCGCCUGAUGGAGGAAUAAGAAAGGGUUAUGAAAUGUCAAGGAGCCUUAACAGCAUAGCUGGCAUAAGUGGAAAAGCAGUAGAGUUAUCCUCAAAGCCUGCACCCUACACCUCUCCCAGCCUAAUGAGACAUUCUUGGUCUACAAUCCCAUCAAUUUUGUAGCAUGGAUCAGUAGCAGAGAAUGGUCUAGAUAAACUUUAUAACACGAAUCUUUCAAAUUAGAAAAGUAGAGAUCAAAAAGAAAGAAAAAAGAAAAGCAAUUCUUUCUAAUUGGUCUGUGCGGUACCAUGUAUGAAGACAUGGUCAUGUAUGAAGGUGCCAUGUCUCUCGGUAGCAUCUCAUGAGAACAGUGUUACUACACAUGUUAGUAACACUUAACAUUGACAACAUUCUUGGUCAGUGGGGCUGAGAUGACACUGAGUGGGGCUUUAGGAGCUUUGGUGGGCCAUAACACUGCAUGAUAUUGGUACAUAAGACAAUAAGGUGGAUGCACCAUGUAGUUUCCUCCCACUGGUGUACCAUGUUGAUAUGUGCUUUUCUUGGCUUAUGGUGGAUCCACUGGCUCUUAUGGAAUGGUUAAGCAUUUAGUCCAAUGCUGAAACUUGCCAACGGUUGAAGAUUUUGCUUUUCUCAGGAUAUUUUUGAGCCAUAGGAACCCUGCAGGAAUUUGAGCAAAACACACGCAGUAGGAUGAAAACUUUGCAUGGGCGCCUAUUCUAUGUUGAAAGCAAUAAGAUACACUGUAGAGAGGUCUCUGGCUGGCUGGCUGCAUGGGAAAAAAAGUACUGGCGGAGAAGAAAACUGGCUGCCUCUGCAUGUAGCUCUUUCUACCGUAGCCCUCCUUCCUUUAAACACGCCCAGCUUGGUUUGAAAAGCUCAGGAGAGAAGCUCAAGUAUUGAUUAUAUUCUUUACAUGCAGAUCUUUGCAAAGAAAGUCCUGUCAUUGCUAAAUAUAUGCCAACAGAGGCAGUCAAAGUGACUUGACAUGGAGAGCACGAGAUGGACAAUGAUGGCUAAUAAACGUCUGGGUGGAACUGUGCGGGCUUAGAAGACCUCUUCAUUUGGACCAAUGUAAUCUCACUCCAUGCAAGUUUGCAGGACGGUUCUAUGUGGUUUCAGAGAUAUAAAGUAGAUUUGCAGGCUUUUUCUAUGGCCAAAAUGUAACAAACGGUAGAAUUUUGUUGUUGUUGUUCCAUAGCAUGAAUUGCAUGAAAAAAGAAAUAACAAACCAACUCUGCAAUUGUAUGAGUAACUUUAAAGCAGCGCG